Molecule: messenger RNA, 1059 nt
Organism: Papaver somniferum (opium poppy)
Lineage: Eukaryota; Viridiplantae; Streptophyta; Magnoliopsida; Ranunculales; Papaveraceae
Product: heat shock factor protein HSF30-like
Exons: 3
Coding region: 1-540 (179 amino acids)
Biological process (GO): regulation of transcription by RNA polymerase II
Cellular component (GO): nucleus
Molecular function (GO): RNA polymerase II cis-regulatory region sequence-specific DNA binding; DNA-binding transcription factor activity
Source: RefSeq, a predicted model, not a curated record
AUGUAUUCUGUUGAUAUUUUGGGUUUAUGGGGUUUAGCUGUUUUUGGUUGCUCAUUUGAUGAAAUUAGUGUUUAUGAUUCUCUAUUCCUUCAAUUGGGUUUUCGAAAGGUUGAUUCAGAGAAGUGGGAAUUUUCAAAUGAAUGGUUUCUAGGAGGACAGAAGCACCUACUGAAGAAUAUAAAGAGGAGGAGACAUAUUUCGAAGAACACGCAACAAGGAGGCGGUGGUACUGAUGGUUGCGUUGAGUAUGCAGGAGGACUUGGUUUAGAGAGUGAACUGGAUACAUUAAGCAAGGAAAGAAGCUAUUUGAUGGUUGAAAUUCAACAACUAACAAUGUCAUUUUUGGCUAAAGCUUUUGAGAAUCCUGCUUUUGUCCAACAAUUGAUUGAAAUGAGUGAGAAGAAGAAAGAAUUGACUGUGGUGGAGUUGCUAAGAAGAGAAGAUUGCCUGCCACCCUCGGGAAGCAUAGAGAAUUUGCAAAAUGAACUAGUUUCGGCUGCGAUGGAUACAGUUGAGCAUGAACCUGGCGUUGGAAAUUGAUGCUGAGGUUGAAGAUUUUUGCCUUUUUCGGUGUAAAGGUGUACAUGGCUUAGUAGAGCAAAUGGGCUUAUCUUGGAUCGACCAUAAAGAAAACUGAUGAGUGCACAUGGGAUUUUGUGAUGAAGAAGUAAACUAAAAGGGAUGAACUCCUCCUGACUCUAUUAUAUCAAGGCUGAAUUGGGGGCCAUGGAAAAUAAUUAGGGGCCUCAUCCAAUUUACACCCACCCCAUAAAAGAUAGAGGGCUUCCAAAAUGUUGGUGAAGAUACCAAUUUAGCCUUCUCUAAUAACUACCCUAAAAAUCUCAUUAACCACUGACCUCGGGCUCCAAUCUUCAUUUUAAUCAAAACUUCUUCUCCUCCGCUCUCUCCCUCCCAUUGUCUCCCAUUCCAUUAACGACUUCUGGAAAAAAAAAAUUCUCACCGAUUCAUCGUCGUAAGUGAACUAAAACUUCCCAAUCUAAGUUGGAUUUGUGUUUAAUUUAAUUUGUUGAUUGAAAAAUUAAGUUUUCAACUGCCAAA